AUGGAGCCAACAGCCAAGGGACGGACUGAGAAGAGUUUCAGCUACGUCAUCAGAGCCCCCAGCAGUGAGGGGUUCGACAUAAUGAACGUUGAUGUGAAGAUUGACACAUCCUGGAUAUUCCAGGACAUGGAAGAUAGUGCUGAGGAGCGGGAAUGUCUUCAGGAAGAAGCAGCUGGUCGCCCAGACAUGGAUAUGGGUGCGCUCAGGAGGCAGCUGGAGUCCUCCGAGCAGAAGCCGUCAGCAGCGGAGGACAAGUACGUGACAUUGGAGUCCGGGCUGAGAAGCAGAAUUCAGGAGCUGGAGCUGUCAGAAAGGAAACUCCUCCGGCAGGUGGACCAGCUGAGCACCCACGUGGCCCAGGAGAGAAGCGCCUGGCUCCAGGCCCAGGAGAAGCUGGCGGCGCUGCAGGGGGAGCUGCCCAGCCAGAUCCGGGAGAAGGAGAGCGUGGCCAGGCGGCAGCAGUGGCGGCUGCGGCGGUUGCAGGAGCGCUUGCGGUGCAAGGAGGAGGCACUGGGGCAGCAGGCGGCGGCCCUGGAGCGCUGCCGGCGGACCCAGCGGCGCCAGCUGGGCCUGGUGCGCGAGCAGGGGCGCGUCCUGCGGGAGCAGGUGCAGCGGCUGGAGCGCGACGUGCGGCGCCUCUGCCGCGCCGCGGGCCUCCUGGGGGCCCAGUGGGACACCACGGCCCCGGGCUCCCAGGGCGCCACCGAGGCGGCCGCGGAACUGCGCGCCCUGCAGGCGAGGGCAGAGCGCAGCGAGCGCGAGCGGGAAGAGGCGGCGCGCAGGCUGCAGGAGCACCGGGCCACCGAGCACCAGCUCCGCGGGCAGCUGGAGGAGCUGCGCUGCUGCAUUUAUGGGCUGAAGCUGUCAGAGAUUGGCCUGCAGGGACAGGUGGAGGACCUCGCCCAGCAAAACCAGUGCCUGCGAGAGGAGCUGCUGGGAGCCCAGGCCCCUAUUGGUCACUGCAGCCUGGACGCUCUGGGCUGUGUUCAGGGUGACUCACUGCCCCUGCCCAGGGAGGAGGCCCUGGACCCCUGCAGAAGCCAAGACUGGCGGAACUCCGUGCGAUCCGAUGAUGCACCCAGACAAAGGGCCCCAGCAGGCCAGUCCCGAGAGGGGCCCUGCACCUGGAGCUGCAUCAGGCCUGGACGGGCCUCUUCUGUUUUGGCUCCAGGCCCAGAGACCACAAGCGAGCUCCCCAGAGACCUGGCCGGAUCCAACCGUGAACAGCUUACUCUGGCAGAGCCCAGCUUGGAUGAACAGAUUCUUCUCCCGGUCUGUGGCUGCCCACCAGAGGAGUGCUUGGACGAGUCACUCCUCCCCAUGGACCUGGCCCGGAUUUCAGAGAAUCGAGCAGCUGACCCAGCUGCAGAAGCCUUUCUCCUGGUGCAGACGUCCGCACUCCCUCUCUGGGGGCCGGCUGGGGACUCCGCUUCUUGGCGACCACUGCUGCUCCAGGAGGUUCCCUCAGAUGGACAACAAACCCAAGAAGAGUUGGCCACCAGGUCCCCGCCUCCUCCCAAAGCCACAGGACACCCAGGCUGGGAUUGUCACCAGACAAGAGGCCGCGGUGCCUCCCUCUUCCACGAGGCCCCCUACAUUUCAAAUCACCCAUUUCCGAAAAAACACCCCAAGGAUCUGAAAGACACUUGGAACAAUGGAGGAGGAAGCCUUGCAGGGAGAACUGAAGAGGGGGAGGCAAGGGGGACUUUUGGCAGGAAGGGGAAAAACCUUGGUGACAAGUACCAGCUAAGUCAGGAAAGCCAUCAGAACCUGAGCUUGGAGAAUGGGGCUGGAGCUGCAGAGGACAUGCAGGAUCAGAAUGGGGCUUCAGAGACUAAGGCCGCCACCUGCCGCCCUGGGUCCUGGCAGGAGUUUUUGAUGCCUCUUCUACAGGGGGAGGCCUCAGUAUCAAAGGAGGGUCCUGAAUCCCUGAGCAGGAGGGAAAGGGUGGAAGGAUACAUCUGGGGUCUCCGAGGAGGACUGUCAUCAGAGAAUGAGGAAGUGGCACCCUCAGCCACCUUCUCCAGGGCUCAUGAGACCAAAGAGCCAUGGCCAACAGACAGUCAGCUCCUUGCAGGGAAAGUCAGAGCCACUGGGAGGACAGCUAGGGGCAAGGAGGAAAACCAAGUGUGGCUUGGAAAUGCUCUGCUUCUGCAAGGAGGAAGCCUGGAGGACAAAGGGCUAGAGGAAGAGGAUGAGAUGCCGCAUCAAGAAGCAUCCGGUCUGGGGUGCAGGGGUGCCCCCGAGGAGCCUGACUCCCAGGAGCAUGAGAGCAAGGAAAUGCUUUUCUUUGCAGGAGAGACAGGUUUGCCACUGUUUCCCAGAUUUGCCUUAUCAGUUGAAGGGGCCGAACCCACUGAUCAUGGUCAUCCACAGGCUGUGAGCAAAGGACACGACAGGUGUGCACUCACAAUCGAUGAGCUUGCACAGGACGUGGAGGCUUGUUUCCAGCAGCUGUCCACCCUGCAGCCGGGCAGCAGGGGCUGGCAGUGCUCAGCCUCUGCAUGUAGGGGAGAGAACUGGAGCUUUGCUCAGAAGUGGCACAGUGGCUGGGAGAGAGCUCACUCUCAGCAGGUUUGGGGAAAUUGGGGUAUUUGUUCUAAUGAAGAAGCGAAGUCUAAAGAGAAUGGUGAAGGUGAUAAGCCGGGAAAGACCACGGCCCUGGGCACCAGCGAAGUUCCUGGUAACCCAGGGACACUGCCUGAUUGGGAUGAAGCCAGCCCAAACCCUCCACAGGGGCCUGCUGAGCCCUGGGGUGCCCUCGAGAGAGUGAGGAGCAGGUUUCAUCAGCUCAUUUCUGGAUUGAAGAAACAGAGAAGCCAGAUUUUACAUGACAACACCAAACUUCACGGAGACCAAGAGAGGUUCCAUGAAAGAGUGUGCGCCCUUGAAAGAGAGAGAGAGAGAGAGGUGACAAAAAUAUCCAGGCUCGAGCGGGAUAACCACAGGCUGGUAGGGGACAUCUCUCAGUUAAAGAAAGAACUGGACCAAUAUUUACAGGCAAUCUCUGACCUUGAAGCCUGCAAUGGGAAGAGUUACGGCAAAAUUUUGGAGCUUGAAGAGGAAAAUGAAAAACUGAAAGGGAAUCUGGGCCAACUCCAGAAAGCCACGUCUGAGAGUGUCAGGAAAUCCAAAGACACGAUGGAGCAAGUCACCCUGGAAAACUGGAAGCUCCAGACGCUGAUCGCGGAGCUUGGCGUCAGUUAUAAAGAGCUGAUAAAGGAUAUCGUGCUAGGAAUAGAAGACAUGAUCCGGGCCUUAAGUGGGGAGAACGAGCACCUUCUACGCAGGGUCCAUGUCCUGGAGAGGGAAGUCACCUUGCAGAGGAGCACGGAUCAGGGGCGUUUGGUGAGGGGAAGGGAGCACCUCCAGGGAAAAGCCAAGAUGCACGCUCUAGACAAAGAGGUGCAGGUGACUCCACUCACAGGACAGCUGCUUUCAAGAGCCUGUGGGCCACCCUUGGAGGAGGAAAUGAGUCUGGCUGCAGGGCAGACAGGACCUUCCACAGGCACCGGGAAUUCCAGACGUGGUGCUGAUUCUCCCCCUCCAUCGCUGGUCUGGAGAAACACUGGUGUAGCCAAUGCCCUGCAAGGAAAUGUCAGUGGAGCAGAAGUGAAAGAAGCACAUUUGGAGAAAGAGGAGAAGAGGCCCAGGUGUUCUGUGGCUCAGGGGCAAGCUCUGAGCUCCCUGAGCAAUGGCCCCACGCUCCGGGACUCAGAGGCCGAGGUUACUGAGGAGGAUCCCAGGCUGCGUGCCCAGCAGCUCCAUCACCGGGUGCUGACCCUGCAGUGCCAGCUCAGGGACCAGGGCGCUGCCCACCAGGCAUCUCUGGACGAGGCCACCCGCCUCCAGGAGGAACUCCAGGCCAAGCUUGAAGAACUUCAGAAAAAGCAACAUGAAGCAAAGUUGGCGGUGACUCCCCUGAAGGCCAAGAUAGCUUCCCUCGUCCGGAAGUGCCGGGAGAGGAACCGCCUGAUCACCCACCUGCUGCAGGAGCUGCACAGACAUGGGCUGGGGAACCUCCUGCUCUCCGAGCUGGCGCAGAACAUGCUCAACGACGUGGCACUGGCUGAGUACACGGCCGUCUUCCUGGCUCCGGGAGUCCCAGAGACAAGUCACCACCUGGACGUCAAGUCUGAGAUGACGGCAGCUUUAAGAGCUCAGACAUACCUCUUGAAUCCUGAAAUGGACAGUGUCCUCCAAAGCUCAUUGUCUUCAGAGUCCUGGCCUGUUCCCGAGCCGGAGUGGCCAGCACAGACAGCCCAACUGGAUUCUCUGAAGCUCCCUCUGUCCUUGGUGUCCACGCUUGAUCCUGGAACGUGCCUGGCAGCGGUGACUGUGGAACCAGGUGUCCCCGCACAACGUCUGCAAGAAAAAGGUGGAAUGCCCUGUCCUGCCCUCCAAGUCGAUAAUGUCCCAGCACCCUCUGAGCUCCUGAGCCCAGCAAGGAUCCUGGCUUUUCACCAAGAGCUUAGACAAAGCAUUUGCAGCAAUUCCCAGGUUCAUAAAUCACCGCUGGAGUUAGAAAUGUAAUAGGGCCACUCAUUCUCCGGAGCCAUUUCAUAGACUCCAUAAAUAUUUGAAGCAGAACCUUCAGAGAGUGCUUUAAGAAAUUGGUAGCAAUCAGAGCCCUCAUUUAGUGGCAAGUGGUUUUGCCUUCGGCUUUGGGAUUUUGUGUUCAUUGUCAGAGCUUGAGAGAAAUGCUGGCCUGUGCCUGGCAAAUUCCGAGGAGUUUGGCUUUGGCAAUGUCAAGGCAGCAUAGGAAACAUUUACUGUACCAAAACCUAUUGAAUGAUUGGUCCAGAGGUUCUCAACUGGGCGCAGUUUUAGCCCCCCAGGGAAAAUCUGGCCAUGUCUGGAGACAUUUUUGGUUGUCACAGCUGGGACACUGCUACUGGCAUCUGGUGGGUAGAGGCCAGGGAUGCUAUGAAAUGUCCUACAAUACCCAGGCCAGCCUCCUACAGCAAAGAAUUACAGCCCGAGGGUCGCCAGUGCUGAGGUCGAGAGCCCAGGACGGAUCUCAUAGCUCCCAUCAAGAUCAGCCAUGGAGAAUUGUUUUGGUUUUUUUUCUGCCCCCGGGGUCCUUCCCAUGUUUUAAAAGAUUUUUUGUCUACUAAGUGAAACGCCUAACUUAAGUCACCAUAUAUUUUACAUUUAAAAACAUUAAAACUAACCAGAACUUUCUAAUCAGUCCAUCCACUCCAAAAACGUCUGUUGGUAUCCACUGGAUGCCAUGCAAUGUGGCAUGAAGGAGAAGAGACAAGUCAAUGUUGAUCCUGGCGCCGGGGACCUCACAGGACAAUGGGAGAGACACUCCUGUGAGUAAAUCAGCACGCACGCAAGUGUCACAUGUGCCCUGAGCAACGGGAUGAAGGCAAGGGUCCGUUCUACUUGGCUUGGGAGAACUGGAAGUCAGCCACAAAGGAAUGGCUGGGCAGUGUCUGGUGGGUGAGGUGGGAAGGGUGCUGCUGUACGAGGGAACGCAUGUGCAAAGGCCCUGAGGCAUAAAACUGAACUGUGGAUGUGCCCCUGGAGGGGAAGUGGGCAAAGCAUGCUCUUUUCAAGCCAGCUGCAAGCAGUCACUGCGUCGUUCCCAUCCAGCACCCCUUCCUUCCACCGAGAACAGAGACUCAUGCCCCGAAUCAGGUGGGCGACCCAGGAGAAGAGCACUUCUAUCCUGAGGGCAGCCCCCCAAAAAGAGAGUCCAGGGGGCUUGGACGACACACACCAGACCCUGACCCAGGCUCACCCACCAGAGAUGUCACCUCUCUCUUUGGGAAGGGGCUGAGGAGGGGCUUAAGGGAAAGGCCAAAGCCGCUACCUGUCCAAUUCUGUCCUCUCCUGGAAGUGACUGUCCCUUCAUGGAAGGACAAACAAGGACAAGGACAAGGAACUGACGGCUCCCCAGGAAGUGUCAAAGUGCAUAGAUUUAUUUUAACGUAGUUUAGCUUUUUGUUUUGAAAUGAAAAUUACACAGAGUUCCCAUAGACUCUUCCCCGGGCUUCCCGUGAUGUUAACAUCUCAUGUGACUUAUGUUGUACAAUUAUAGAAACUAGUGGGUUUUAUUUCGAGGAAAAUUGGGGAGCCAUUGAGACGUAAGAAAGGCAGCCUCAGCACAUUGAGUUCCACCCUUUAAAUUCGUUUAUGGGGUUUUCUGAUGGGUUAGCACAUUCAUCCAUGUAUUCCUGGAUUGAUUUACCCACAGAUCUGUCUAUUUAUUUAUUUAUUCAAUAUGCAUUUAGUGACUGCUGUGUGAGUGUCUGGCUGGAUGCUGCUGGGGAAGAAGUAAAGAUGAUGCUGUCCACCUAGGUUUUCAGGGACCCCCCUGGAGACCCUGUGGCCCCGUUACCACCCCUCAAGAAUCCCCAGAUUGGAAACCACUGCGGUGAUCCCUUUGUUGGUUCGACCACCCCAGGGCUUCCCUAUAAUUUCCAAGCUGGAAGUGACCUGCAGCACUGGUUCGGUGAUCCGCCUUCUGCCUCCCUCUGUAUUUUGGGACAACGUCAUUAGCUUUGAGCAUCAGGAACAUGACAGAGAGAGGACAGAAACCCGGUGCAGCCGAGGACAGCCAGCUGAGCCCUUGCUGAGCCAGCGAGAUGCAGCGUGGUGCCACCACAUCUGGUCUCCAGGAAUCCCAGGAGCUCAGACGUCCGUCGUCUUGUGACUUCAUGCCCCCCUGUGCUGCGCUCACGUGCUGGGCCUGGGCAGAAAGGCAACCCAGGAAAUCCAUUAAAGCAAGCCAAGACGACCUUUGCAGCGUAACCCAACGAUUCCCUAAUAAAUCAUGUUUCCAAGGCAGAGCCACUUAUUCUCCCGGGCCCUGAAUUGCCGUCUGGGUCUAGCACUUUGGGUCGGCUCAAGCUUUGUGCCGUGGCUCCCUGGGGCACAGUACAGGAUGGCGGACUCCCCUCGCCUGGUCUGUAGACCCCAGCAUUUGGAAGGGCACAUGGUGGCUCCUUGCCACCCAUCAGAUGCUCCAGGGGCAGGACCUGCUCUGGCAACCCAGCAGGUUCAGGCAGGAACUUGGCACACAGGAGCUGGUCUCAGGCUGCCCCACAGGCAGGGAAUGACUACGAGUGACCCCGAGGCCUCUGGAGACCAGCCAGACGGUCCAGCCUGGCUCUGCAGCAGAAAACAAUUUGUCACACGGACUGUCAGCAAACAACCAUGGCGGACUUCCCUGGAGGCGGAGCCAUAAACCCUGCGAGAGCCUCAUGGGAAAUCACGACUUCUCCGUGCCCGUCGCUGUCAGCACACAGAUCUGCCUGCUGGUUUCCAUAAGCACUUGGUCAGAGC
Pan troglodytes (chimpanzee) is the source of this 7296-nucleotide messenger RNA. It is a transcript of the gene C4H4orf50, whose product is annotated as chromosome 4 C4orf50 homolog. NCBI's taxonomy places the organism in Eukaryota, Metazoa, Chordata, Mammalia, Primates, Hominidae. The record is from RefSeq and is a predicted model, not a curated record. The transcript is spliced from 13 exons. The coding region runs from base 1 to 4533 and encodes 1510 amino acids.